GAUGCUUCUAAAGGGGUGCUCACGUGUAACGGGCUCGUGAAGGGAGGGGCGCCAGGAGACGUUUUCUACAUCUGUUUCCAUCGUUCAAGAUCCUCUGAAAAAAUACGAAGCAGCGAUGGCGGAGGCUCAUCAGGCGGUGGCGUUCCAGUUCACCAUCACACCAGAAGGCAUUGACCUGCAGCUGUCCUACCAGGCCCUGAACCAGAUCUACCUGUCAGGGGUCCGGUCCUGGAAGAAGCGAGUCAGCCGCAUGAAGAACAGCGUGAUAAAGGGAGUGUAUCCUGCUAGCCCGUCGUCGUGGCUCUUUGUUGCCAUAGGGAUCCUGGCAACCAUGUAUAUGCAGUCUGAUCCCAGCAUGGGGCUCAUCGCAAAGAUACAACAGCAUCUUCCUCUGAGUCUGCAUGUUUCUCUGAGCAGUCAGGGUCAAACCAUGGUGUCAGCUCUGGUCUUCAGCACCCUGCUAUGGCUCUCCCUCAUCCUCGCCCUGCGCUUCUGCCUCAAGCUGCUGCUCUCCUACCACCACUGGAUGUUCGAGCAGCAUGGGAGAGUCUCCAACACCACCAAAGUCUGGGUGACUCUGAUGGGGUUAUUUUCAAGAAAGAAGCCUUUGCUGUACAGCUAUCAAACCUCCCUUCCUCACCUCCCCGUUCCUGCCAUACAAGACACUCUGAGCAGGUAUCUAGAGUCAGUGCGCCCUCUGCUGACGGAUUCAGAGUUCCAGCAAAUGACUAAGUUGGCCAAUGAGUUUGAGUCGACCCUUGGACACCGGCUGCAGCGCUACCUAAAACUCAAAGCUCUGUGGGCCACCAACUAUGUGAGCGACUGGUGGGAGGAAUAUGUCUACUUGAGGAGCCGAGGGCCAAUAAUGGUCAACAGUAAUUACUAUGGCAUGGACUUUCUGUAUGUGACGCCAACAACAGUUCAGGCGGCGCGAGCCGGAAACACCAUCACUGCUCUCAUGCUCUACCGACGCAAAGUAAACAGAGAGGAGCUCACACCGAGUCGUGUUCCUGGCACCGUGAUCCCUCUGUGUGCAGCUCAGUGUGAGCGGAUGUUUAACACCACACGAACACCAGGAGCUGAGACUGAUGUGCUCCAACAUUGGCAGGACAGUGAGUUUGUGGCGGUGUACCACAGGGGGCGUUAUUUCCGGCUGUGGGUGUACCGGGCGGGCCGGCUGCUGACUCCCAGAGAGAUCGAAUAUCAGAUACAGAGAAUCCUGGACGACUCUUCAUCACCGUUUCCUGGAGAGGAGAAACUGGGAGCUCUGACUGCUGGAGACAGGAUCCCCUGGGCUCAAAUGCGGCAGCAGUUCUUCAGAUCGGGCCUCAAUAAGAAGUCUCUGGACGCCAUCGAGAAGGCGGCGUUCUUCAUCACGCUGGACGACGAAGAGCAGGGCAUGAAGGGAGACGACCCGGCGGGGAAUCUGGAUCGCUACGCCAAGUCUUUGCUCCAUGGCAAAUGUUACGACAGGUGGUUCGAUAAAUCCUUCUCCAUUGUGAUCUACAAAAACGGGAAGAGCGGCCUGAACGCAGAGCACUCCUGGGCUGAUGCACCAACAGUGGCCCAUCUGUGGGAGUACACACUGGCUACAGACGCCUUCCAGCUGGGCUACACUGAAGAAGGACACUGUAAAGGAGAGGUGGAUCUGUCGCUGCCGCCGCCUCAGAGGCUGGUGUGGGAAAUCUCUCCAGAGGUCCAGGCUCAGGUCUGCAGCUCCCUGGCAGUGGCCCAGGCUUUGGCUGACGAUGUGGACUGCCACGUCUUCCCCUUCAGGGAUUUUGGAAAGGGUCGCAUCAAGAAGUGCCGGAUCAGCCCCGAUGCGUUCAUCCAGAUCAGCCUGCAGCUGGCCUACUACAGGGACCGUGGUGGUUUCUGCCUGACAUAUGAGGCAUCCAUGACCCGCCUGUUCAGAGAGGGCCGCACGGAAACGGUCAGGUCCUGCUCCAAAGACAGCUGUGCCUUUGUCCGAGCUCUGGAGAGUGGACAAACGGAGGAGGAGUGCAGACGUCUUUUCAGACUGGCUUCAGAGAAACACCAGAACCUUUAUCGGAUGGCCAUGACCGGAGCUGGGAUAGACAGACACCUCUUCUGCCUCUAUGUUGUCUCCAAAUACUUAGGCGUAGAUUCGCCUUUUUUGCACAAGGUUCUGUCAGAACCUUGGCGCCUCUCCACCAGUCAGACCCCGGUCCAGCAGAUGGAGCUGUUUGAUCUGAAGAACAACCCAGAUUACAUUUCACUUGGAGGAGGAUUUGGACCUGUUGCAGAUGAUGGUUACGGUGUUUCAUACAUCAUUGUCGGAGAGGACCUCAUAAACUUCCACGUGUCGUCAAAGCACUCCUGCAGUCAGACUGACUCCCACAGGUUUGGAGUUCAGAUCCAAAAAGCCCUUCAGGACAUAAUGGCUCUGCUAUCAGCUGAUGCUAAAAGCUCCUCCUCCAAAGGCUCCACCCAACAGUAGUCCAAGAAGCUCCUCUAAAGCAUGUUAGCCUUGUUACCUCACAGUCCAAAAGCUGUGAUGGAACAGGAUCAAGGUAAUAUCAGGCAUCUCACCCUGAUGAUAAACAAUACCACUGAAAUGAGGUGUUGUUAUUGACAAAAGAUUAGAUUUCAGCUAAUAAAAAGGCUAUUUUUCUCCUGUAUAUCUCUGAAAGAACAAACGACAAGCCAACAGGCUGUUUUUUUAUUUUAUUUUAAAUUCAUGUUUUUAAACAACUACUAGGUAACAGCAGAAAGGCCUCUCCUUCCUUUAACAUUAGAAACAUAUCAAGCUAAUGCUAGCUCUUACGUUAGCUAUGGUAACUGCUCAGGAUUCUUGCUUUUCUGCCUUUAACUCCUAAACCUGGUGAAGCUACGAUAUGGCGACUUUUUAAGUAAGCCUGAAAAUGGCUCACGUCUAAGCAAGAGUCAGAUGGACAAAGAGGAGUCUCUUCUUUGUCCAUCUGGGAGAAAUCAAAGUAAGAAUGCAACCGCAGGCAGUACUGGUACGUCUUCACAAGAGCUAAUCAGGGAACAAUAGACUCACCUGCUGCCUUGUUCGGUGUUCCUUGGUUGUAGCGGCUUAGACUUUUUCUAGCAAGUGGUUAUCUUAGCUACUGUUGGUUUUAUUUCAUCUUAUUUCAUCACCAAGUCCUCCCAUCCACUUCUAGAUGCAUAAACAUAUUCCAAACAUAUUACUGUUUGUGUAAGGAUGCAGCUAAUAAUAAUUUAGUUAUAGAUUAAUCAAUUAUUCCGAUGAUCAAUUGAUCAAACGGCUAAAAGAAAACAUGCACAUUCUGCAUUUUUCAUUUAAGUCUUUUUUUAUGCAAUAUUAGAAAUACAUUUAAAAGUGCAAAUAAACAAAUAAUUAAAAAUAUUUUUGUAAUUAAGGAAAUAAACUUUUAUGAGCUACAAUGCAAUAACAGCAUACCUCCAGUGAAUGCUUGAUCAUGUGUAGUAAAAGAAGCAUCUGCAGCUAAAUUAUCCUUCUAACAACAUCACACCAUGUUUGCUUGACAUACAAAAACAGUGUUGGUCUGAUUUGUUGACUUUUGUUUUCAUUUAAUAAUUGGAUAUCAAAAGGGGCUUCAUUGGAGAUUUAUUUUUUUCAGAAUUUGAAUCAGGUGAAGCCAAUACUGCCCCUUGAGGAAUUCUGUAUGGAACAGAUUUACAGACAAAAUUAUUAUUAUUAUUAUUUUUUUUUUACAUUAAAUGCAAAGUGUAUGCAUGUUUUUGUACAGUUUUGCCUUAAUUACUGCUUUGAGUGUUGUUCUUUAAGCCUUUUUUAAAUUUUGUUUUGUUCAAUUACUAAAUUAGUUGACGAUUAUUUCAAUAAUUAACUGAUCAUUAGUUAAUGUGUGUUAACAGAAAUGCAUGUCUGUUAACACACAUUUGAACAGGUGUAGCUAAUAAAGCGGUAGUUGAAAGCAUAUUAAAGAAAUAGACACCGCUAGCAUACGUCACCAUGGUGAUUGUAGCUGCCAUUGUUCCAUUUUGAAGUAAGAUCAGUUCUCUACCAGGGUGAGAAGCCACCGACAUGUAAACAGUUAAAGCUGAACAUUGAUAAGAAAUCAAUCAGUGAUGAUAUCAGUUGUGAUAAAUACUUCUACUGCUUCCUACUCUCUCUGUGACCUCUCACCUCUUGGUCAGUGUUAUCCGUCAGGUGUGGAUACUCUGUCCAACAAGCUGAAAAUAUUACUGGGAUGCAAAGAGUGAAAUCCUGAAUAUAAAAGCCAACAUCUGUUACUUUCUAAACACUCCUUUGUGGUACGAAUAUUGUCCAUGUUUUCCCAACGACAACGAUCUCUGCUGCGUGUCGUCAAACGCUGAAGCUAAACCACAGAUAAAUUAGGAUGUUUGGCUUGAUGGCUCUUGAAAUUUGAACAACUCUUGAUGUAUAUUUUUUCUGAAUCUAAGAUAUUUUUAGAACAGUAUUUAGAGGCCACCUCCUAGGAAGUUAGUGUUCAGCAGCAAAGAGGGACAGAUGUCUGACGGAGAGCCGAAAACGUUCAGAGUGCUGGGCUAGAGUUCACAUUCGUGUACAGAAUGACGGAGGAGUUUGUUAAAAGAGAAGAUUCGCAUGUCAGCAUUUCAGUUUUCCAUGUCAAGUCUCAAGGAGAGACGAUUGAAUCCCUCCUCAAGGGCCGCAACCCCCAGGUUUAGAACCAGAGCUCUUAAUCCACAAGAUGUAAAUAUUGUAUAUAUCAGAUCACAAACAGAUGAGGAGAAAUUUGUUGGAACUCAUAAUAAAUAAAUGUAAAAAAACAAAAUAUUUUAUGUGCUGCAAUCCACCCUUCAGUAAUACCAAACAGGUGGUGUCUGAGUAUGUUACCAUUUAUACUGAGCUGUUUAGGGCAUAGAGGUUAGCAAGAAGGGAAAGAGAAACACUUUUUCAAAUGUGUUUUGCCAGUGAUUUGUAUUAUAAAGAUGUAGAUAUAAGAUUAGUUGUGUAGAUGAUGUGUCAGUAAUAGAAGUGGAUGAUUUAGUACACGUUUCCAUUGCUCUCAUUUAAUGUUUUUUUGUGGGAGGGCGUUGUGUAAAGCCCAUGAAUGCCUUUACUGUCUUUUAGGUUUGCAAAUGUAACUUUGAACAAGACUCUGAUCUCACCUGAGUCGCCACUCACAGUGCAGUAGUUGUCAUGCUCCAGUUUACUACUAACCACAGGCGGCUCCUCUUCGCCAAAUGAAACUUGCUCUUCAAUAGUCUUGAACUCAACACGGUGUAUAAACAUGUCAGGCAUUCCAGCCCUGGCUAUAAGCCUGCUGCCUGCAGAAGCAAACCCUUGUGCCUGUGUGAAAAUGUUUACUCUGCUCAACAGUAUCAAUGCAAAUGAAUGAAUCAAUGCAAACCCAGUGGGAAACCUCUUACAGUAAAAUGCUCAGCGGUUAUGUUUUAAUGAGAACUCGCUACAGUUUGGCCAGUUUGCUGCUAUUUGUAAUGUGGUGGGAAAACAACUUUAUCCAAGCUACAUAAGUCUGUUUAAUGUUUUAAGCUAAAAAAUGUUGUUGACUCAUGAAAUAUUUAGUGACUAAACAAGCAUUGAACACAUUCAGUUUUUUUUCUGUCAGAUUAUCCUUGCAGGAAGUCAUAAAACAGCUCAUCAUUAGCUGUGUUUCCGUUAUAAAUGUGUGUGAAACUUGGACAACAUUCCGCUCAGAUCAAAAAAACACAGUUUCCUAAUUGUGAUGUUUUUUUUAAAUGAGAAAUGUAACUAAAAUCACAGGUGAAUAAGUUUGUUCAUGCUAUGAGACAGUAAAAGCCAUUCUUCCACCACUUCCUAUCGUCUUCUUCUUCUUUGUGGUUUAUGAUAGUAGUAAUACCCCAGUGUUGAUCAUGUGACUCGGAUGACGCAAAAAAAUUGUUUCUAUUGCAGUUUUACAAAAUAAACCAAUUUUGAUACAGCUGGAAAAAAACCAACCUUAUUUUAGCACAAAAAUGUUUCAGUGAAAAACUUGUGUUUCUAUUAAGCAAUUUUAUUUUUCAUAAUUUCAAUUUGCACAGUUUCAUUGUUAAUGGAAACACAGCUAGUGUCAGACACAUAGAUACCGUGUAUAAGAAAUGUUUCUGUGUUCUGGGGGGGAAAAAACUACAGAUGGUUGAAAUGUCUGUAAUCCAUACCAUGUGAGUUUAGUUUCCCACCAAAUCUGAUGUUGAAAAUAUUCUAAAACUGCCACCUCAUCACGUUGCUUCUUAGUAGCUUGAAUAGAUUUUGUUUUUGUGAAAACCCUGAGGAAUCCCACUGGGUCCCUUUAGUUGUUGUGUUUGUCUAUAACUGCGUUCUUUUACUUGUACAACUGUUUCUGUACCAUCAACACAAAACACCAUUUGUGUGUCAGACGGCUUGACUAGCUGAGGACAGACUGAGAAAAGACUUUUUCCUGACUUUACCUUCCAGACAUUACUCAACAAAUACUUGAUGACUCUUCAAAAUUAGAAUCUCAUCUGUAAGAGUUUCUGACACAACAAUUGUUAUCUUGUUGUGGUUUCAGUCUCCAUUAAAUCAAGAUCUUCAACAAACAAACAUGCAUCCCGCAUAGUCCAGCACAUAUUUUGUCAAAUGUUUUUUAUUCAUAUGGUGCAAAAAGCUGUUUUGUUUUCUACCAUCUGACUGAAGUUUAUUCUUUUUGUUUUUCUCUGUCUCCCUGACAAAAGCAGAUGUGUUGAGUUUAAUUUUGUAUUCUAUUUCUAAAUCGUAUUGAAACGUCAGCUUGGUACUUUGUGAUGGUUUUUGGUUUGUGUUAAAAUAAAUUGUUUACUGACUAA
Messenger RNA from Gambusia affinis (western mosquitofish), 6741 nucleotides. RefSeq names its product carnitine palmitoyltransferase 1A2b (gene cpt1a2b). Gene Ontology annotation, biological process: carnitine metabolic process; fatty acid metabolic process. NCBI's taxonomy places the organism in Eukaryota, Metazoa, Chordata, Actinopteri, Cyprinodontiformes, Poeciliidae. The transcript has 19 exons. Gene Ontology annotation, cellular component: mitochondrion. Bases 116 to 2461 code for a protein of 781 amino acids. The record is from RefSeq and is a predicted model, not a curated record. Gene Ontology annotation, molecular function: carnitine O-palmitoyltransferase activity.